Arachis ipaensis is the source of this 564-nucleotide messenger RNA. Its product is annotated as Serine protease inhibitor, potato inhibitor I-type family protein. Gene Ontology annotation, biological process: response to wounding. NCBI's taxonomy places the organism in Eukaryota, Viridiplantae, Streptophyta, Magnoliopsida, Fabales, Fabaceae. Gene Ontology annotation, molecular function: serine-type endopeptidase inhibitor activity. The record is from RefSeq and is a predicted model, not a curated record.
UUUACGACUCCCAAUUAUGUAUAUAUACUGCAAUCACAUAACAAAAAAUUUAUUCUGAAACCACUCACUUAUAACCCCAAAAGAAAAACAAAAGGCCAAGGAAAGGAAAGAACAAUAUGGAAUUGCAAUGUCCAGCUAAGAAUUCGUGGCCAGAGUUGGUGGGAACAAAAGGGGAGAAAGCAGCAGAGAGGAUUGAAGGAGAGAACCCACAUGUUCGUGCCAUUGUGGUUUUGGUUGGCACUGUGGUCACCAUGGAUUAUAGAUGCGAUCGAGUUUGGGUUUGGGUCAAUAAACAUGGCCUUGUCACUCGAGUCCCAAGGAGAGGUUAACUAACUAAUAGGCGAUCGAGGUCUAGUUCAAAUGAUAAAAUUAUAUGUCUUUUAAUAUGUUGUAUUUAGAUUUAAAUCUUGGCGAGUGCGCCAAAUAUUGAAUAUGAACUUUUUAGUAUUAUGUGUUGUAGUGUUGUUAGGAUUAGGAAUUGUCUAAUUUAUCUGACAAAAAAAAAUACUAUCGUGAUUAUUAUGUUAUUAGAUGAUAAUUUAGUUAAAUUUAUCAAAUUAUGUA